AGUGCAAUAUCAUCCCUUGCAUACGCAUUCACGAUGAUCCUAGGAAAAAUAUCGUGCAUGAAGUUGGCAUGUAUGUCUCAGCAUUUCGCCGGCCGGCCUCCUUUGUCUCCGAAACCCAGCCCGAGGCAUGCAACGACACCAAAUCCCCCGCACUUCGGCAUCGCGUGGUAGACGCGGAAGAACCAUCGAUUGGUCGAGCUGCCACGACCUUAAAUGGCAAUCAUCGACAAGAAAGACAUCGUGAGACCAAUCAAGGAAGGGCGCUGGGAAGUUUCUAGCGUCUGUGGCUGCAGCCAUGCCAUCUUUUCGCUGGUGUCACUAGCUUGCUCAAAGAUGCCGUAUCGUCACCCCGGAGCAAUGUUCGAGUCGGGGAUAGAAUUUGGAGAUCUUGCCAUUCGCCACUCAUUGCAUGAUAUCAAUGCGUCGUCGCCCCAACAUUUGAAUUCGCGAUCGACCUCAUUCAUCGGUUGUUGAACUCACAACAUCGCCAGAAGCCAUGCGCACAUCAAUAAUUCAGGCCUGCGCUGUAUCGCUGCACCUGGCAGCAGCCGCCAUUGUGACAAUCAAUCCAUCACCAAAACAGACCCUCACCUCAUUUGGUGCAUCAGGCGCAUGGUGGCCCAAUGACUUGAUCAAUUUCCCAACACAAGUGCAAGAGGACUUGGGUCGCUUCUUGUUCUCGCAAGAUGGUCUCUAUCUCUCAUCUUACCGGUACAAUGUCGGUGGUGAUGGAGGUAAUGACACACGAGUUGUCAACAACGCCGGAAGGAUUGCGCAAUCUUUUCUGUUGCGCAACGGCACAUACGACUUCUCACGCGAUCGCGCCGGAGUCACAUUCAUGAAGAUGGCCAGCCAGUAUGCGGUGCCAGAAAUCACCUUCUUUGUGAAUGCUGCUCCUUCCAACAUCUCCACCAAUGGCGCUGCGUGCGGAUGGGAUAUGCCUCGCGAGAAAGUCCCCGAAUUCGUCAACUACAUUGUCAAGGUUCUCUCGUACUGGACCAGCCAAGGCAUCGGCAUCAAGUGGAUCUCGCCUAUGAACGAGCCUGAUGUCAGCCGCGAUGCUUGCAACCAGGAAGGCAUGUUCGUCGGAAUCACCAAGCGGCCGUAUGUUUUCAGCACGUUGCGCACCGCCCUGAACAAUGCGUCAAGUACUGCUGUCAAUAGCAUUUCCAUCAUGGGCGACGAGACGAGUCAAAUCACGACCGAGACGAUUCUGGAGUAUCCGCUGUGGCUGCCCGCUGCGCAGAACAGCCUCUCCGGCAUCAGCGUCCACAACUACGACUUUCCCGAUGAUCUCUCCCUGGGCCUAUACCGAACAUUGGUGAACCUUCAAGUCGGUCCCAACGGUCCGCCCGUCAAGUUCACCGAGACAUGCUGCUCCACCCGCGCAGGUUCCGGGAUCCCCAUCUUCGGAUCCCAGUACGACCCCACGAUGCAGAACGCCCUGAUCGUCGCCCGCUACGUCUGGCAAUUCCUCACCAUUGUCCAAGCCUCCAGCUUCGACUGGUGGCUCGCGGUGUCCUUCCUCCCCUGCUCGCCCGCCCUCGACGGCCCGAGCUGCGAUCCCAAAGCCCUGGCUCCGACCUCCGGCUUCAACGACGGCCUCGUCUACGUCGACCCGCGCUACGGGCAAUCCCAAGAUUACACCCUGCACUACACCAAACGCGCCUUCAUGCUCAAGCAUUUCGCCUACUUCCACCGACCCGGCAGCGUGCGCUACGACAUCAAGCAGACCCAGCUCCCCUCGGCGGUGAAUGCCGUCGCGUCGCGGAGCAAGGACAAUUCGACUUGGAAUGUUCUGUUCAUGAAUGCGCAGAGUUCCACUUAUAAUCUUACCCUGCAGAAGCCGAAUGCGAAGGCGAAUUUGGUCCGGGUCGUGCAGACGACGGAUCAGGAUGAUUGGUUGGAUGUUGCGCCACUGCCGGUUACGAACGGGACGAAUGUGAUUUAUGCGCUGCCAGCGAUGAGUUUGGUGACUUUUCAGUUUGCGCAGUAAAGUCGCAGUGGAGAGAAGUCUCGACUACGGUCUGACAAAAGUUGUUGCUAUGUACUCAUCAUAUAUAUCCUCAUGUGAUAUCUAGUCCAUAUCUGAUGCAUCAUCACCAGGACUUUUUCCUUCCCUUUUCCUUUGCCUUCGUCUUCCAAUAGAAAUUACAGAAAAAAUCGUACUCAAUCCUGCCACGGCAAUCUCCCCGGAAACGUCUCCCACCCACUAACACC
This is a messenger RNA of Dissoconium aciculare CBS 342.82, 2220 nucleotides long. RefSeq names its product glycoside hydrolase family 30 protein. Bases 497 to 1996 code for a protein of 499 amino acids. Lineage: Eukaryota; Fungi; Ascomycota; Dothideomycetes; Mycosphaerellales; Dissoconiaceae. The transcript is spliced from 3 exons. The record is from RefSeq and is a predicted model, not a curated record. Gene Ontology annotation, molecular function: hydrolase activity, hydrolyzing O-glycosyl compounds.